Messenger RNA from Xyrichtys novacula (pearly razorfish), 10754 nucleotides. NCBI's taxonomy places the organism in Eukaryota, Metazoa, Chordata, Actinopteri, Labriformes, Labridae. The record is from the annotation of a GenBank genome assembly.
GUUACGCCAUUUUUGUUGGGGAGCAGCAGUCGUGUCCAGAAAAGGAGGAUCAGAUCCAGUACAGGUACAUUAGAAACGGUACCGCGUCUUUUCACCUCUGUGAGUUGUCCGGAGAGCGGGACACUUGCUUCGUCUCACGCACACACACGCCAUGUCGACAGAGAACCUGGACUCGGACACUCAGGUGGACUACGAGGACGAAAAACAGGUGGGUUUGUCCCUGCUGUCUCAGUGUUGUUGGCUAACCACCGAGCAUGCUAACGGGGAGCGGCUAACACCUGCUAGCUCAAGUAAAGAGUAGGGGAGGGGGGAGUCUGUGCGACCCUGAAAACUGUGAUAAAUCUGCCCGUUUGUCUGAAAUGUCCCCACCGUGGCUGCUGACCACCCUGUCCCUGUGUCACUCUGUUUUGUCCCUUGGCUUGUGUCAUUGGCUGAAAAGUCCACAGCAGCUUGGGCCUCAUUGGUCUGUCCUGGAGGGUCCGAAAACGUGCCAUGACAGGCCGAAAGUCACAUCAUUUAGUCCUGUCACUGAGUUCACAUUGAUCCAGUGUGGGAAAAAACAAACAUGCAUGAAGGGGUAAUCUGACUUUUACGUCCUGAUUGUCACAUGGUCUCAGACUCCAGAUGGUCUUCCCAACAUCUGCAGUCUGACAGGGGGAGUUCCGCAUUUUCACACAGUGCAACAACAACAACAAGCACAGUGAUGUGCACACGGAUCAAUUCUUUAUCUAAGGUACACAGACUUCAUUAUGGGCCAGGAGAGAACAUCUAGUGCCAAAGCCUGACAUCUAUGUCUCCUGAUGGAAGUGUUAAAAAGGGGUGGAAAGAGUGUUAAAAUAGUCUUUUUAAGCACAAUUAGUUACUUUAAUGACAUUUUCCCAAGUAAAAGUCACAGUUUCUUCAGGCAUCUUAGGAAAGAAAACAAAUCGAUUAUCAAUGGGAACUAUUUAAAGACUAGUGGAAAAGUUGGCCUUGCUACCUGCUGGGUGCCUCCCUCUCUGUGCACUGUUAUUGUAGUCUUGUGUUAAGUAGGGCUGGGCGAUAAAACGAUAAUGAUAUAUAUUUUAAAUUAAUUUCCCUCAAUAUCAAUAUAAAAUAUGUACUGUGUUCGAAAUGGAUCCCUAACCCCUAUAUGGGGGUUAUUUUGAGGGGUGUCCGAAACCUGAGUGAUCAAUUCCAAUGUCCCAUAUAGGCGACUCAAAAGUUCCCAUAGAGCAUUGCAAAAUGUAGUGACCAUCCACUUACCGGUGGUGGGCAUUCCGUCAUGCAUUGAGUCUCCAGCUGCAAUUCAACUGCCUCAUGACGAGAGGAGCCCAUGGCGCCUGUGCAGCUGAAUCAGCCGACCAUUCAGUCCGCUUUCUCUAGAGCAACGUGUCUCAACGUCAAAGAGACACAAAGACCUCACAGAUGCAGGAGAUUAUUGUAUUUCAAAAGACAUGCAAUCAAUAAACAGUGUUAAAUUUCAUUUUUUAUAUCGUGAUAUAUGCCGAUAUCAACUGAUAUGAAAAAAAAAUACAUUGUGAUAAACUUUUUCCCAUAUUGCCCAGCCCUACUGUUUAGCUAUUUUUUCAGGCAAAGUUUGCACUUUUCCUCAGUUUUGUUCUUGUUUUUCUGGAAAAGUUCCUUGGAGAAAUUUCUGCCAGUUUCUGCAGCUUUCACUGGAGGUAGAAUAUCCCAGAGAACUGCACAUAUUUUCAGCAGAACCAUGCGUGUAAUGUUUUUGUUGUUUUUUGGCAAACAGCUGCAGAUUGGCCACAGCUACUGUGUGGUGGUUGUUUAUCAAACAUGGCCUGGUGAAAAUCCUGUUGUUGUUUUUUUUAAGGUGUGAGGAACUGAUCAUGUUGGCGCCCCCUGUGGUCAAAGCAGUCUCUGCUCAUCUUGUCCUUCACACAUUAAAGUUAUCUAUCUUUAUCAAUCUAGAUAUCUAUUGAACCUAUUAGGAUUAUUUUAAGUGGAAAUAGCAUAAAGGGGAUUGUUUCUUUAGCUGCUUGACUGACACCCAACCCUUCACAUCAGUUUUGGGAAUUUAAAGUCACAAUAGUGAAAAAAGAGCAGUUUUGUUGUUUAUGUUCACUUUUGCUUUUGUAUCAGAAAACUUUCUCACAGAAAUUGGAUUUAAGAUAAAAGUUGCAUGAACUAUUCGAUUCUUUACAACAUGACGAUUGAUCAAACAUUCAAACAUCAUGACAGGGACCCAGUAGAAGAAAACUAAUAGUCUAAAAAUGAACUCAAGUAGAAGGAAAAGUUCUGUACUUGAAUUGUACUCAAUGUUCUUACAGUAUAGAGAGCUCACUUGUAUCCUGUAGGGUGGGAGGAGUAAGACACGCCCCCGUUAUGCAAAUUAGGCUCAUUUUCCCAAACUGAUUGUUGCAAUAUAACCAACAGCAUCCGUGUGUGUGCAGUGAUUUUGACUCUGGAACUAUCUCAGGUGAAUUUAUUGAAUAAUGCAGAGGGGGGAAGGCAUGGUCUCCUGUGCAGGAGGCUUCUUAUCAUGUACAAAAGUCAAGGAUUUACGUGUUUAUGAUGGGUAAAUUGGUUGCACAUUUAGGAACAGUUCCAGAUUUUUUUUAACACAAUGGCAGUGGGUUAAAAAUAAUAGACAUGGCAGCACAGCAGGUGUGAAAUUGGCGUGUCUGUUGCACACCUGUUUGCUUGUAUGGUUAAAUUCAGCUGUGUGUACAUACCGUAAAUCUUUUAAAAUACAGCCUCACUGAAAUAACUGGUUAAAAAAAUGGGCGCAUUAUUCCCCCCUCCUCAGACUCACUGAUCGAUGUUUAAUGAUCAUGUUAAAUGCUAUGUGUGUUUUUUUUUUCUUGUACAGUUCUGUUAAAUAAUUCAUGACCUGUUGCAGCAUGAGACAGUUUUAAUGAGGCACUGGGAACAUGCAGAGACAUUAUCAAGAGUUUAGGGUAAAGCUUGGCACUGUGGUAGCAAAAUCGAACAUCAAUAAAGAUUAUUGAUGCAUUAUUAACAGCUGUUUUCAGGUAGUUAUUGAUUUGAUGACACUGAUAUUUGCUGUUUUGGGGGGGUCAGGGUUUAGGUUCCUCAGGCUUUGGAAAAUCCACGGUUCGGUGUUCGCAUGAGGUCAAACUCUGCUGCACAAUUAGAGACCAAAUGAACUUCUCACUUUUAAAAGCACUAAAGCUCUUAAUAUUUUCAUCAUGACACUUAAAAUGUUGAUGUGUUUAAAGACAAACCUUUACUCGACUGUUCAGUGCUGUAAUAACUUAAAUUAUUCAACUUUGACAUGACAUUGACUUUCAUUUGCAUCCUUAUAAUUCAUAAAAAUGAAUUAUUUAAUACAUCUGAUUUUCCCCUAGCUUUAUGCUGAAGAAACUAAAACAACAGAUCAUCAAACAGCAUUGAAGAGCAGUAAAGUCAAACUUUCAAACUACCUAAGGUUUUUUGUUUUUACACCGAUCUGUUCACAACCAUAAAACCAAUCUACUGGUUUUGGACUCUGCAGUUUCCCUGCAUUAGGGUCAAAUAUAGUAGCUCAUAAAUUUCUCGUCAUGUCCCAAAGUGAAUCUGCACACUCAGUACCACAGCAGCCCCCCCGUCUCCUCCUGAGGGAAUCAGUUCAUUGGAUUCUGUGGCCCGAGUCACAUUUUAGCCCUGUCCUGGCAGCCUUUCCGGGCUGAGUGCCCUAUCUAGUCCGCGCUGUGUGCCACCCACUCCAGGUGUGUGUUUGUGUGUGUGAGGGAAGUGCAUAAAUGCCCUUUGGAGUUUGUCCUCUGUAGCUGUUGGUGCCCCUACACCCACUUUUUCCUGAGAUGGUUUGGUUUGCAGUCAUGUCACCUGGUUCAUACUUUGUACAUAAACAAGGUGUGUCCCGGUGGCCCAAAUUACUGGUUUCAGUGUCCACCAGACAGGGACGUGAUGGCUUAUACCUGACCAGUUUGGCUAGUGGUAGUCAGAGAAAGCAACACAAAUACUUCUGUUGUGUACACAAGUUGGCACCUUGUGUUUUUGUUAUCCCUUCUUAGUGUCAAAAGAACCAGAGCUCUGUGUGUGUCAGCUGAUGGUUUUUUGACCUUAAUACCAGGAGUCUUUACUGGUAAACAUGUAACUACAUCACCAGGAGAACAGCAGGGAUUAUUACACUGUUAACCCUGUUUUUCUGGCUGCUGACAUUUGACCUCCACAAGACACUGAAAACAAAGUUUGUGAUGCUGGUGUGUCUAGUAAAAACUAGAGAUUUAGCACUUUACAUCAUCCGUAGUCACUGAAAGGGGUUUAAAAUGUAGUUUUAAGCACAAAAACUUGAUCUGUAAACCAACAUUUAUUUACUUUGUGGACACUCAGUAGUCACGACAUUGCAACUGGAAUUUCGGGAUGUUCGGUACUUUAUGUAAGUCCAAUUUAUAAAUCUGGCUUUCUGGCUUUUACUGGGAAGAUAAAAUAUUCCAACCUGCAUCCCCACAAGGUGGCAGUAUCAGCAAGGAGGGUAUGACAGACUGUCAAUGAUGUUCACCUAUCAGUCAUUUACUUUCAUACAGUUUGAGAGAAAAGCAAUGCCUUUGCCUCAACAUGUCCACUACCUACAACAGCCCGAGUCAGACCACCAACUGGAGGGAAGUCUCCUGUGGGACUGCUCUACUCUCAUGGUGAACCCAACGACUUACCAAAAACUGUACCAUAGCGUCCUGCAAUUAGCUACUUUUAGCCUCGCCAAGGGCCUCAAAGACCGACACUUAGACCCCUCCUAAGGGCGCCAAGCGCAACAGGUCAGAAUAUAAGCUAAUGGGCUAGUUACCUGCCAUGUUACUCGCCAUUUUAGCUGAACUGGCUCUUUAGAAUCACAGAACCAAACCCAUUAACAAGGUGCACUUCCAUGUGAGCUUUACCAACAUAGUACACUUACAAACUUGUUAUCAAAGUCAAAAUUUUGGUAUAGAGUAAACUGUCCUUUAUUUUUCUAACGUUAAAGACCUGAUCUCUUUGUAGUAAUAGUCAGAUCACUACAGUGAUCAUAAAUCCUUUAGUUAUUGAUAAUUUGCAAAGACAGGUUCACACAGAUAAGAAGAGACCUAGAACCAAAGAUGACAAACAAAUGAACCAAGCCCAGUGAAUAUAAAUAACCUUCUGAGGAUCAUGACAGUUAUACAACCAUUCCUCUCUGCCAUAGGUCAUAACUGUUUCAAAUUCUUCAUAUUGACAAAACAAAAUUAAAACGUGACUCACUCUCAGGUCGUCCUCGGUCACAUUAUAACAUCAUUUACACGGCCUACUGACCUCUUUCAUUGUAAUUAGUGUUUAUUUGAAAGUGGAAGAGUUACAUGCUUGAUUUGCCGGAGAGGACUUGUACGGACGUGUGACUGUUAAAGUUACUUCUUCACUGCCUGGUCUAAAAUAAACUACGUGGAAAACUGUCAUGAAUUAUAAUCAAAGAAGGUGUGGGCGGUUACAUUCUGGUAAAAGACUCUAAAGUCGUGUUUUUUUUUACUUCUGUUUUGUCUCUUUUUGAGGUUUUUCCUCUCAGGCACGGUGGAAUAAAAGACACUGAAAUAGAAGAACAAUCGCUCAGUGACUCAUGAUAACAUUAAGAGUUUUAAAGCAGAGGGUUUUCAAGUGCUGUUUGAGUUCACCUGAAGACUGAAGGGCCUUGUUUACUCCGGUACACUCUUCUGCUGGAAUUUGGGUGAUUUUUGUAGAAGCGGCAGCAUUUUUGAAAUUGCAGUCUGACCGUAAAUGAGCAUCUGUCACAAAAGCAGCUGUUCCAGAAGAUGCAUCAGCCGACAACUUGAAGAGGUGUUGACCUCCUUUUGUUUUUGUCUCCACAGGACUGUCAGGAGAAGAAUGCAAACCCGGUGAUGGCGGAGGAGGCAAAGCUGAAGGCCAAGUACCCAGGCCUAGGCCAGAAGCCCGGCGGAUCAGACUUCCUGAUGAAGAGACUACAGAAAGGGGUGGGUGACCGCGGUUAUAACAUGGCCUGAGAGGAGAACAGUGAAAGGACAGGGUAGUGUCUCAAAAAAAACUACAGGCAUGUUUCUUUUACCUCAUUUAAAGGGUAAUCUCACCCCACUCAGCGCAUUAAACCAGAAGCUUCUUUUGCUCGUUUUUAUUGCAAAUUCUUUGCAGGAAUCGACGGGAUGUGAGCGUCAUCUUCAUUUUCCACAUUUUUGGCAGGUUGUACCCUGUUGAGGAUAUUCCUGAGUGCUGUAGAAAAAGGAUUCAGGCCAUUUCUAAGAAGUACUCUCAUAUCAUUUUGAUCAUACAGAUACAGAGAGAUGUUUCUAGAUAACAGUAAUAAAAGACGGAGGUGUUAUUCUGCAUUUGAAGUUUUUUUGAAACAUCCUCUCAGGCUUCAUCAACUGAAACAUCCAUGAAAACUUGUCCAGGUCUUUUAAAUGAGAUGCAGCCUCUUUGUUGGUGUGUGAAGCACAACAACUUGUUCAGUAGACAUUUUUUUUUAUCUGUAAUAUGAGCCGCAGGACAGAGCACACAGAGGCUCUGAUCUUUCAAACUUUUCACAAUUUGAAAAAAAAAACAACAACCGCUCUCUCCACCUACGCUUACUGUAUAUGUUACUGAGAACUUCUACCUCUGGAGAUUGUUGAAAGUCAUUGUGGGAAAUCACUGACGAGGAGUAGGAGUAGCUGAGGCAGGCUGAGGGGGGGAGCCAAAAAGUAAAUUGCAGCUCUUAAUCAUAACAAAACUCUCAGUAUGAACAUGAGAGCGGGAUGAUAUCUGAGGAUCUAUGAGUGGAGGUUUACUCGUGUCUAUUUUGGUAUUGAUUAAUUCUGCACAGCGCAACAUUAAACCUGAAAUUUGGAUGUUUAAUGACUGAAUCUUAGCUGUUUGUUGUGGUGCACUCCAGGCAGGGAACUUCCUACACAGUAACUCAAACGUUAGAAUAAAAGGUCUUGAUUGGUCUCAGAAGCCUCCAAAGUUUCUGUCAGACACAAAAGUUCUGUAUUUAUGUGUUUGAUUUUCUUUUGAGCCGCUCGGUCAACUUGUCUCUGUAACAGAAGUUUUAAAAGUGUUAACAGAAAACAGAAAAGUAGUAAAAUGUUGGAAAUUCAGAAAUUUUAAGAGCAACAAACCUGCGUGAGAGACUUUGACGGGUAAGUUUCUUGACUGAAUCAGAAUCAUGUUUCUGAAGCUGUCGUCACUUUUUUUUUCUCUUUUUGUCACGCAGCAAAAGUACUUUGACUCGGGCGACUACAACAUGGCCAAGGCCAAGAUGAAGAACAAGCAGCUUCCUGUGGCGGGGCCCGACAAAAACCUGGUGACCGGCGACCACAUUCCCACGCCGCAGGACCUGCCUCAGAGGAAGUCGUCCUUGGUGACCAGCAAACUAGCGGGCUAGCUGACACCAUCUGAGAAGCACCCCUUCCCCUCCUGGGGCUCCCGGCAAACGUCCCACCUCCUCGUCCUCACCCAUGUCCCAAAUCUUGUCCACCCCUCCCUCCCUCCCCUCUCUUCCUUUUUUAUCCCCAGGCACCACUGGCUUUAACAUGUCAGGCAGAGUUGUAUAAGUUUAAGAACUCCAUUUUGCUUGUAUGUGGGCGGGGCCGGGUGGGAGGGAUGAAGGUUCAGGCGAUCCCACGAGGUCGCAGCCCUCUCUGCCUUCCCACCACGCACAGCUCUGCCCCCUCUGCGCACUCUGCUCUACCGCCUCCUUUAUAUCUUGGUUUUCGGUGUUCCAAGAUGCAUCACAGUAGGUGUGUGUCAUCAAGCAGGGGUUGGAUGGGGUGAGUUAAUGCACUUUGUAGUCUGUAUAGUAUGCCUUUGUUCUUUUUUGCAUCCUAAAUGACACCAAAAUAAUGUGUGAAAGGGAGUUAGGAACCAUAACCGCGGCACGCUCUUCGGUUUUACGUCCAUGUCGGCGGCUUGCUUCAGCGGGGAGAUGUAUGUGAAUAAUCGCUUGCAUACCAAAUCUGUGAGUGGGCAGCUGCCUAGCUUGAGUUCUUGAUUAUUCACUGACACCAUAUUGGGAAAUGGGACAGUGAAUGUAGGAUUCUUUUCAUCUCACGUUUUCAGUCACUUUACGGCGAACAAAAUCUGAGAUCAUCUGCUGCAGCUCGGUCAGACACCGGACUUGAAAACCCCGACUUCUUUUGUUGUUGCCUCCUCUCUCUGCUCAUGUCGCUUAAAUCUCAACCUGCUUUACUAAAAUAUGCUGCAUGAUUGUAAAAACUGAGAAUUUUGUUUUUCGACAGAAGUGGGGCACCUGCUUUGAGUUCGGAAGUAUCAAAACAAAAACACUCGAGCCCUCAGACUUUCACAGUCAUACUUCCUUCCCUCUUUUCCUGUUUGCUGUCCUGACAAUCCAUGUGCACACACACGCUCCAGUUAGGGGGCACAGGGCGCGAGCCAGCUGAGUAUAUCGUCAUAUUAUUGUUAAUGGCCGGAAAACCUGCCAAUAUCGGAGCUCAGUCUUAGUUCAGCCGCCGUCGAGUUGCAUCAAGAUGUGUGUUUACUAUGAGCCUAAAAGAUUUGUGGGGGGUAUGAAUCUCCUUACAUAGAGUAUAUAUGCUUCUGUAAAUAAACUUGGAAAAGCACGUUGUGAUAAGCUUGGCGCUUUGAGGCCCAGACCUGCUAACAUGCCUAAGAGAGAUGGUCGUGCUGAAUAGAUGUAUUUGGAUCCGAUCCUGAAAUUUCUGGCUUGGAACUUUUCUGCUUCACCAAGAGAGCCAAAUUUCACGCUGCAGCUAUCAUCAGAGUCAGAAACUGUGUGAAGAGAUGUCUUUUCAUCCUGACUGUCAUUGUGAGGAAAAUUUGGGCCUGAGCUGCUCUGGCAUGCGACCACACGCUUACUUUUGUGUCACCUUUGAAAGGCAGAUUCUAACACCGCAAAAAAAAAUUUAGUAUUUCAGUCUCAGAAGUGGAUAUGUUUUUUUUUUUUAACCAGUCUGCUAAAUUUGUCCACAAAAGUCCCAUCGGAAAGACCGAAGUAACCACAAUCGAUGCCUUCAUAGAGGGUUCAGCGGUGCAAUGAAUGUUUUUACACAUUUGGGACUUCCCAAAAGAAUCUCUUAUUUUAGCUGCUUGUCAAAGCUUCAAAAGAACCCUCAUUUCCCAGUUUUUGUUGGAGCUCUCUAAACUUUCCUGAUACAUCUGUAAAAGUCCAGCGAGGUCCUGUGACUAUAUCGCUGUCUUUAGUGCUCAAAACACAAGAAUACUUUACCUCCCUAAAACCUUAGCUGAAAUAGAGACCUACUUAUUCAAUCAGCAACAUCUUAGAAAAACAUUUCUGCUUCACUAACAAAUACUAGUCUGACUGAUCCUUUGCUCUCAGGAGUCAAAGAGUAAACAGCAAGCAACCUGAUAACCACAGGUGUCAGCCCAGCUCCCAACGCCGUCAUCACGAGCUUAAAGUGGGACACUGCAUGCCUGUAGAAUACGCUCACUGCAACUCUUGGCAAACAGCAGGAGGUUUUAUAACACACGUUUAGUGAAGUGAAGCUCUGCACUCUGGCUCCCUCUAAUAUGUGGUUUGACCUCUAACAACAGUUGCAUUUACUGUCCCAACGCUGAGUGCAUGUCGUCCAAGAAUUUGAACUGGAUGCCGACCCUUAUUGAGAAUCAGCCUCACUGUAUGAUAACGCUUCAGGGAACCCUCACAGAAGCCCACUCCACCUUGGUGAUAGGCUAGGUUAUCGGGUGCAUGCACCUCACUUUCUCAGCCCCACUUGUUCUUCACUGAGACUUUAAAAUGUGUCAAAUUUGCAGCAGGUGAAAGAGAGCUGACCUGACCGUAUGUGCUUAAUCUGACAAUGUAUGAAUGCCUAGCUUUUCUCUGUUUUAGCCAAUGUAAAUAGAGUUCAACAGGAAGGGAUGUUUGUGUUUUCUCUCCCUCAUCCUUCUCACUCUUUCAUAGCCUGAGCUCUUUUCUGAUUGAAUGGUUCCUCUCUCCUUUCCAUUAACACUACUUCUGCUCAAUCCAAGCGACACGCAGAGGCUAUGUGAAUCUGUAUCAUAUGAAAAUAUGUGUAAAUGCUGCUGAUUCAGUCAAAGACAAAUCUAAGAGUUGAUACCCUGUAAAGAACACCUGUCCUCUUCAUUAUACUAGUUCAACGCUUGAUUCCCCAAGUAUCUCAGUUAGAGUCCUGUUAAGUCCACUAAUUCAAGACUGGGCAGCGUGAAUUCUGCUGCUCAGUUUUAUGAUGCUUUGUUGGAUUUGAUUCAGUUUGUGUCACUUAACAUGAUUCAGAUUUACUAUUUAGCAUCAUAUUCUGUUAAAAAAAGUUGACAGUUCAAAUAUUGCUAAAAGAGACGGGCAAAUAAGCUGCAACAGGUUCUAUGAAACAACAGUGGACAGGAGUUCUUGAAUGCUACUCGAUGUUUGGCUUUGCACGGAGCAGUUCAACGAGAGGGGAAAAGCAGGGUUCAUUUCAGCUCCAACUCACAGGGUGUCUCUCGUUCAGCUAUGAUAAACACGUGCCAGAAUGUAUAAAGAACUGACAGGCUGUGUGCUCUGAAGUACUUUUGUGCUGCUUUUACCUGAUCUGGUUUCUUGUUGUUUUUGCAAAUUGUUUCUUUUUUUGUUGUUGUUUUGUUUGUUUCCUUUGUUCUCUUAUUGCAUAAUGAAAAAAAAGUCAUCCUGGCCCGAGAUAACUGCAGGGAAAUCAGAGAAACCCUUGCUUCCAAGAAAACAAAAGGGUUUACAUAGUAAAGAGGAUGACUGGAAACACAGGAAUGAUUUUAUGACUUCAGAAAGUACAAGAGUACUUGGAAUGUUUCAGUUGUGUGGGAGUAGGUGAGAGGAUUUUUGUCAGUAUUUGAAAUAAACUUUUACAUUAAUAAGA